Molecule: messenger RNA, 2355 nt
Organism: Brugia pahangi
Lineage: Eukaryota; Metazoa; Nematoda; Chromadorea; Rhabditida; Onchocercidae
Source: the annotation of a GenBank genome assembly
AUGUAUGUAUUGCUUCCAGCUAAAAAAGAACGGGAUACUGAAGAAAUUAUUCAAGCGCUGAAUCGACGAAUCAGCGAAUACAGGAAAUAUCUUUCCAGACAUAGUAACAGCACCUAUCUUAGUAAAAAAGCAUUGGCCUCUGUGGAAAUCUUAACUCAAGAACUGGCCGACAUACAACAAAUGAACAAAGCAAAAGUAACUCCAGCAAUUCCAUCUAGUGUAUCAAUCGAGAUUAUAAGCAAUGGCACAGCUCACCUUAGGCCAUGUGUCGUUAUCCAUACUAAUUACAAGGAUUAUUUGUUUAACUGUCCAGAAGGCACUUCACGAUUCCUGGCUGCAAAUCGCUUGAAAGCUAUCAAUCUUACUGAUAUUUUCUUUACACGAGAUACUUGGGAACAUUUUGCCGGUGUAUCAGGAUUGCUCAAAACACCAGUGGCUUCAUCGUCAUCUAAACUAGAGCGAAUUAUUAGGCUACAUGGUUCUCAUAACAAGAUGAAGUAUUUUGAGUCCCAAAAUGAUUAUACCGAUGCUGAUUUCCCGUCAUCUGUGACUACUAAAUUGGAUAUAGCUUUUUUGGUUGAACUGAAGCCACCACAAAGGUCCUUGGAUAUCCAAAAAAUCAAGAAGCUGAAAAUCCCUAGUGGUCCUCAUAUGAAGCAGCUAAAAGAUGGAGAAAAUAUAACGUUAUCCGAUGGGCGUUUUGUUAAAGCAGAAGAAGUGUUAAGCGAUUUAAAGGCUAAACCACUAUAUGCUUGCCUUAUUGUUGAGUGUAGUGAUCUAAAAAAGCUUCAGUCAUUGCAAAAUAAUACUUUACUUCGAGGCUAUAGCAACCGAGACAGAAGUCUACGGUAUGUCGUUCAUUUCACUAAAAAUUCAGUGCUGAAUAAUGAUGAAUACAAAUCUUGGAUGGCUUCAUUUGGACAUAGCGUGGAGCAUAUCAUUGUGAAUGGCAGCGGUCCAUGCUUGCCUCACAUGGAAGCAGUUUAUCGUAUCAAUGUUAUCUUGAAUCAUAUUUGUCCAAAGUUAUUUCCUCUUCUAUAUCCAAAAGGAUUCAAUGGUAUUAUACAACAGGAUGAUGAUUGCGAAAAGAGCGGCAACUGUCUCUAUGUUAGGCCAUUUCAGCGGUAUUUUUUGCGCAGGCCUGUCAAUUUAGAUUUAUCACCGCCCAAUGUAUCGUUAGUCCUUACUGAUUUGUUGCUGCAACUCAAAGAAGAUUCGGCAACUUCUGAAUCUAUUAAUUUAUUCAGGCGCACAUCAAAUCUGCUAGCAAACGAGGACAAUUGGCCUAGGAUUUGUUUUCUUGGCACAUCAUCAGCCGUACCUACAAAUUUCCGUAAUGUCAGUGCAUAUUUUCUUCAGUUUAACGAGAAUUUUUGUAUAUUCGUUGACUGUGGCGAAGGAUCAUAUGGUCAGUUACGCACUUUAUUCGGUGAUGUAGCUUGUGAAGAUUUGUUACUGAAAUUAAGUGCAGUUUUCAUUACACACGGUCAUCAGGAUCACUACCAUGGAAUUUUCACUAUUGUUCAGUGUCGAAAAGAAUUGUUUAUGAAAAGAGGCAUGACUUACAAGCCGUUAAUUGUGGCUGGUGGAAACCACGUUUUGAAAGUUUUCCGUGAUGUUGAUCGUAGUUUUGGUAAUUAUACGCGGGAUAUGCAUAUUGUGAACAUCUCUAAAAUAUUGUGGACACUUUCUCAACAGAAAGGAGGUCCGGUAGAGGCAGUCGAUUUGACUGGUGAAAUACCUCCUGAAAUUAUAGAUAUAGAAAGUCUUGGAUUCAAAAGUGUUAUUGCGGUUAAGGUGAAUCAUGCAAGAACUGCUGUUGGUUAUAUAUUUACAGAUCUAAAAAACCAAAAAUUUGUUUUUUCCGGUGACACAAUGCCUUGUGAGCAGCUUGUAAAUCAUGGAAAAGAUGCACUAGUUCUUGUUCAUGAAUCAACUUUUGGGGAUGAUGAAGAGGCACAUGCCCUGUAUAAGAAACACAGUACAAUGAAGCAAGCUUUCGAUGUUGCUGCACGGAUGGGUGCAAAGAAUUUGGUACUAACACAUUUUAGUGCGAAAUAUCCGAAGGUACCACCAUUACCAGAUUAUAUCGAAAAAGCGGGCAAUGUAACUAUCGCGAUGGAUAAUAUGAUUGUUACACCAAGCGACUUGAAACUCUCAGCAAAACUUAUCCCGGUAUUACGAGCAGUUUUCUCGAAAGAAAUUAUUGAAAUAAUGCAGCGGUCUCUGAAAAGACAUGUUCAAGAAGACACACUUGCACGAAAAUUUGUUGAUACCCUUGGCUGUACGGCACAAAAGAAAAAACCAUCCGAAAAUUUAUCUUUUUCGGAUGCCGUUCCCUCAAUAACUUCGUGA